This is a messenger RNA of Mesorhabditis spiculigera, 432 nucleotides long. The record is from the annotation of a GenBank genome assembly. NCBI's taxonomy places the organism in Eukaryota, Metazoa, Nematoda, Chromadorea, Rhabditida, Rhabditidae.
AUGCGCGAGCCGCCAUCCGAAGCGUUUACUCUUCCAGGACACGACAACGCCCUCUGCGAACACGGAGUCAUCCACCCGCCGACACCGAUCGUGGAGCCUUCCGACAAGUACACGGUGGUCAAGCUUCGCCAGCCUACUGCGCGCCGCUGCCCAACGACAGCCGGUCAAUUUUUUCCACGACAUCCUGCGCUACACCCCUCGUCAUCCGAGGUUCCGACCGUAGUGAUCGCAGCACUCACUCACCCGGCAGAAGGAGUUCUUAGAAGCGAUUCACCUUGCCCGACCAGGACUUCUGAAGAUCCCCCCGAUGAAUUUACCCCAUAUCUCCGUUCGAGACCUCGACUUCGUCCUGCCACUCCAUCGGCACGGAGAAGCACGCGCUCACCUAUGAUGAGUAUACGUCCACGACACGGAGCUGAUGAAGCUUUAUCG